This is a messenger RNA of Octodon degus (degu), 321 nucleotides long. Its product is annotated as ubiquitin-60S ribosomal protein L40-like. The transcript has 2 exons. NCBI's taxonomy places the organism in Eukaryota, Metazoa, Chordata, Mammalia, Rodentia, Octodontidae. Bases 1 to 321 code for a protein of 106 amino acids. The record is from RefSeq and is a predicted model, not a curated record. Gene Ontology annotation, cellular component: ribosome; nucleus; cytoplasm. Gene Ontology annotation, molecular function: ubiquitin protein ligase binding; structural constituent of ribosome; protein tag activity. Gene Ontology annotation, biological process: protein ubiquitination; translation; modification-dependent protein catabolic process.
AUGCAGAUCUUUGUGAAGACCAUCACCCUCGAGGUCAAACCCAGUGACACCAUUGAGAAUGUCAAAGCCAAGAUCCAAGACAAGGAGGGCAUCCCACCUGUUCAGCAGCAUCUGAUAUGUGCUGAGUCCACCCUGCACCUGUUGCUUCGCCUGCGAGGUGGGAUCAUUGAGCCAUCCCUGCACCAGCUCACCCAGGAGUACAACUGUCUCAAGAUGAUCUACUGCAAGUGCUAUGCUCGCCUGCGCCCCUAUGCUGUCAACUGCUGCAAGAAGAAAUGUGGCCACACCAACAGCCUGCACCCCAAGAAGAAGGUCAAGUAA